This is a messenger RNA of Periconia digitata, 3056 nucleotides long. The record is from the annotation of a GenBank genome assembly. Lineage: Eukaryota; Fungi; Ascomycota; Dothideomycetes; Pleosporales; Periconiaceae.
CGUCACCAGAAUUUUGAUUGCUGUGGUGUCGUGGGCAAUCUGGCUGCUGCUACUUAACUCUGCGUUGAUCCCUUUAUUGCUGCUGCUGGUACAUGAUACAUGUAGUCGCCCUCGUCGUUGAUAUAUAUAUCCUCCAGUUUCAACCAUAUCACAGCGUCGCCCCGUCGGGUCCAUACAUGGCCACUUAGCAGCACCCGCCCAUCCAUCCAUCCAUCCAUCCAUCCAUUCAUUCUCUCUUUGUUACUUAGCCAGACCCAUCGACGUGCAGCCGUGCGUGUCCCCGUCGCCGACCAAUCAUGGCGAUGACACCCUCUCCUGAGCCAAUCAGUCCCGCCGUGUCAGCAGCUACAAGCAAUGGUCUCUUCCCGCGAGACUCGCUCUGCCUGAAUCUCUCCAGCCUCUCCGAUGCAUCCAACUUCUCUCUCAAGUCUGCCCUCAAGUCUCCGCACCUCCUCGAGUCGCCCGUCGGCUUCAACUCCACCGCCUCCUUCUUGAAUGCUUCCUUCAAGAAGCGCCCGCGGAACAUGUCUCAGUCGUCUGGUACUGAUCGGGAAAUGUCCAGCGAGGCCACCACCGCCCCGCUGCCCAAUGGUGUUGCUCCCCCCACCAGCAACGGCAUCGAGCCUCGCCCGCCCAACAAGAAGCGCCCCAGCACCGAUGCCAUCGACUAUCCUCGCCGCCGUGCCACCAUUGCUUGCGAGAUCUGCCGCUCCAGAAAGUCUCGCUGCGAUGGAACCCGCCCAAAGUGCAGGCUCUGCACCGAACUCAAUGCCGAGUGCGUCUAUCGAGAGCCCGGCAUCAAGCUCGACGCCGGCGACAAGCUCAUCCUCGAGCAUCUGAACCGCAUCGAAGGCCUUUUGCAGUCAAACAUGUCCAAUGGCCUGUCUUUAUCCACCCACUCACCCGCCGCAAGUAAUUCCACGAGUGAUGACUUCCUCGCUCGCUCCACCGGCAUUUUGGGCAUGGUCCAGCCAAUCAACGGCAUCGGCACCUGGACCAGCACCUCGUCCAACAUCUCCACCAUGCCCAAAACUCACACCACCGCUGCUUUGAAUUUGCUGCAAUCCCCCAUGAUCCGCGAGCUGGUCUCGAGGCCCUAUGACCCAAAGAUUCUUCUCCAGCUCGAGAUGAGCCGCGAGCCGCUGAGCCUCGGCACUUCGCUCGGCUUGGAUCUUUCCAACACCGGCACUUAUGUGCAGGCAUUCUUCGAGCGCGUCAACGUCUUCUACGCCUGUUUGAACCCAUACACAUGGACCAGCUACUAUCAGACUGCUCUCUCACGCGGGUUUCGUGAGGGUGCUGAGAGCUGCAUCGUCCUGCUGGUUCUCGCCCUCGGUCACGCAGGGAGCAUGGGGAGCAUCUCUCAGCAACCUGCUGAUAAAGAUCCACCGGGCUUAGCUUACUUCGCUGCAGCCUGGGCUCUUCUCCCGAGCUUGAUGACGAGAAACAACAUGCUAGCAGCCCAGUGCCAGAUUUUGGCUGCUGCGUACUUGGUUUAUCUUGCGCGCCCUGUGGAAGCCUGGAAUGUCCUUUCCAGCGCCAGCAUGAAACUUCAACUUCUCCUCAGCGCCCCAGGCAGGGUCUCACCCGCUGAAGAGGAGUUGAGCAAGAGAGUUUAUUGGAAUGCCAUCAUGAUUGAGAGCGACCUAUUGGCCGAAUUGGACCUCCCUCAUUCCGGUAUUGAGGCAUAUGAGGACAGUUUCACUCUACCUACGGGCUUCGAAGAUAUGGGUACAGAGCCUGUCGGCAGGGAUGAACUGUGGUACUUCCUCGCGGAAAUCGCCUUGCGAAGAUUGCUCAACCGUGUGAGCUCCAUGCUCUACCAGAGGACAUCGAAUCUGUCCAAAUCACCGACGCUGGCGUCUGUGGCGCAACUGGACCCUCUCGUUCUGGAACUCGACUACCAGCUCAAUCAAUGGUACGCCGGGCUUCCACCAGCGAUGCAAUUUCCCCUGGAUCGGGUCCCACUACAGAAUCCCGUGCAAACUGUACUAAGACUGCGAUAUUUUGCCUGUCGAACCAUCAUCUACAGGCCAUAUGUCCUCCUGGUACUACAAGACGAGACACUGGCUUUAGACUCGGGCGUACAAGAUAAUUGCCACAAGUGUCUAGAGGCAUGCAUUCGACAACUCGAAUACAUCACCGCGCAUCAUGCCGGGCAUCUUCCCUACCUAUUCCAAGGCGCUCUUUCGAUCAUCUCACAGACUUUACUGGUUAUGGGAGCGACGAUGAGCCCUUCCCUAUCCGCUCUGCUCCCUCCCCCUGCCACCAUGGACGACAUCAUCACCAAUGUAGUCCACGAAAUGGAGCGCCUCGCUCACCUUGCUCCGAGCCUGCAUCUUGGGUCAGAGCUAAUCAGGGAGGCCGAAAACAAACGCCAAAUGUGGUUACGUACAGCUGGUCUCAAGUUCGACAAUUGAAAAAUGGCCCAAUCAAGUGGAAUUUAAUAUGGCAAUCCUGGGGAACGUAUGCAGGAACCCACACGUACUUCCCCAAACAAUCUCGUCGAGAGUAGACGGGAUGAUUAGACACGAUUGCAACCCCAUGCACGUCACCAUUGCAAGAAUGGACACUCGGCCGCGGUCGGAGGAUUUAUUCAGGGAACACAUAUUCCCAGGCUAGCUCCAUUCCGAAGACGUGACCGACGACCGAACAUUACGUCCGUUGUCGUCGUCGCUGGAUUGUUACUGGGUGGGCUGACAGAAAUUCGUGUUCGAUGAUACUAUCGAGCACCCCUGCCAGACCGCUGUGGUUUGCCAGAGAAGCCGCUAGGCGCAGGCGCUCCAAUCUGUUGCACCCACCGGUUAAUCCCGCAGGGAUGAUCGCCGCCCCUCUUCUUCUCGAAGCCUUCUCUGCAGCUUCGUGCUUCCCAAUCAUCAGAUCGUGGGAUAUUAAAGAGGAUGCAGACCCGGCGCACAAGUCAGGGUCAUGUACAAGGGAAGAGGAAGAUCAAACCAGCCAGUGUCACUCGUCACGGCAGAGGUGCUUGAUCCGGCAUGCUAUGCAUGUCGGCGCACUUGGGUGUCGUGGAGAUGUGAUGACAGGCGUCUUCCCGC